Molecule: messenger RNA, 194 nt
Organism: Dentiscutata heterogama
Lineage: Eukaryota; Fungi; Glomeromycota; Glomeromycetes; Diversisporales; Gigasporaceae
Source: the annotation of a GenBank genome assembly
GAAAACGGGAAAAGCAUGUGAAAUGAGAGAAAUAGGAAAUAUCAACAAAAUACGUGAAGUUAAUGAAACAGGCGAAGUAAAUAAAUCAAAUGAAUUAGGCGAAACAAAUGGAUCAAGUGAGGAUGAAUCAGGCGAAGCGAAUGAAGAAAGCAAUGGUUAUUUUAAUGAAUUAUGUCUUAAUGGAGAGAAUACAG